Molecule: messenger RNA, 216 nt
Organism: Rotaria sp. Silwood1
Lineage: Eukaryota; Metazoa; Rotifera; Eurotatoria; Philodinida; Philodinidae
Source: the annotation of a GenBank genome assembly
AUGCUUGAUUAUACACAAGAAGCAUGCUGGUCACCGACAUUACCACCAUCAUCAUCAAGAAUACAUUUAUCUAUAAGUGUUGCAAGUCAUUUAUUCGUUUCUGAAGGAAUACAUUUAUAUGAAAGUGGUCUUAUAUUAGUUUUAUUAAUUGAACAAUUUCUUCCAUUACCAUUAAAUAAACAACUAUUACCUAAAUAUUUACCAUUAAUUUUAUAA